Molecule: messenger RNA, 2107 nt
Organism: Musca vetustissima
Lineage: Eukaryota; Metazoa; Arthropoda; Insecta; Diptera; Muscidae
Gene: tadr
Exons: 10
Biological process (GO): amino acid transport
Cellular component (GO): plasma membrane
Molecular function (GO): amino acid transmembrane transporter activity
Source: RefSeq, a predicted model, not a curated record
UCUUAUGGACUCAUUCUCAAAUGGCAAUGGUGCUCGUCUGACAUUGGGUUCUGCCGUUUUAGUCUAUUUGAUUGCCUACAAUGAAACGACAGCACCAUGUGUGGUUUUGGCCACCAUGGCCGCUACAAUGUAUGCAGCUUUGGCGGCACGCUGCAAAACAAGUCUGAGAUCCCUACAAAUGCCUUAUAUACGGGCCAGUAAUAAAUUUGACUUCGGUUGCCUUUUUCUGGCCACAUGGAUGGAAAUGUUGUCGGUGUUGUGUGCCUGUGGGGCACUGACGCGAACGCUGAGCAUGUGUUUGGAUGCCAUGACUGGUGGUUUGGCACGUAUUAUGAUUUUGGGCCGUAAUUCACCAGCCAACGAACCCUGGCCAGAUGUCUUGGGAGUAGCUGUGGUAUUUCUUGUGACCGGCAUGUUUAUGUUAGGCCUAGAGCAUUCAAAGGCAUUCAGUUUUAUAAUGGCAUUGGCCAUGUUCGGUUUAAAUGCCAUUUUAAGUGCCGUUGGCUGGUGGAAUGGCGAUGCUAUCGCUUGGCAUGAGACUCUAUUGCAGCCGAGUGGUUUCAAAAGUUUACUUACCGCCACUGCCUUAUUGACGUUUUCCUUCCCAGUGGAAUGUCCAAGCCCAAAAACCGGAUGGAAACGAUUUACCGGAUUAUUUAUGAUAUUGUUUGUGACAAUAUCACUGCUAUUGGCUUCCGGUUGUUUAACCACAAUAUUACAUUACAAACCCAUAGAGGAAUAUGCAGCCGUCCCAUUAUUUCAUAUAUUAGAUGAAAAUAAUUUCCAUAAAUUAGUACCCGCAGCUGCCUGUAUGCUAAUGUUAACAGUAACCGGUGCCUUUUUGGAAUUAUUUCCGGAAUUAUAUCGCAUUAUAGUGCGUUUUGCAACAUCCGAAUGGAGAAUCUUAACGAAGCAGAUAUCGUAUGAAAGUUCGGAAAGUGGUAAUCCAGUAUUGGCGGUUUUUAUAGCGGGAAGUCUUUGUGCUAUGCUGGCAUUUGCUUGCCCUUUGCAAAAUCUCUCCUAUAUGCUGGCCGCCAGUCAUUUGUGUGCCGUUUUCUUCCGAGCUUUCUAUUUGCUCUAUACGCCAUUCCGUCCGAAAUUUAUAUUACAGUGUAACACAGAUUCUUCAUUAUCGUAUAGCCGCUUGAACACGGAACCAAUUACCCAUAGCUCAUCAUCCACACGCCUCAAGCGCAGCCUAUGGAAUCUGAGUGUUGGCAAACAGGCUCCAAAUAAAAAACCCAAAGCUAAAUCAAAAAAUAAACAGGAAGUAGAAAAGGAAUGGCUACUACUGGGUGAGCCCACAUCACCAUGCCCUCAGAGAGAAACAAAAGAUGUGGAGUCCACAAUACUAUCAGAUGGAGAACCUCCGCCUUCGGAUUUUGAAUAUCCUGACAAGUUUGAUAAUAGCGACUCGGAUACUUCUACGGAUAUUGAUGCCAUCGUUGAUGAAUAUCGUCAAAAGGUCAAGGUGGCCACAGCCGGUCCAUUAGAUAGGACGGCUCGAAUACCCACAGUUUCGUCGUGGCGUGUUACCAUAUUCGCCAUUGUGGUUGUGUUUUUGGGUAUUGCUUUGAGUUUGGCGGGUAUUUUUAUGCAUUGGGCACCGGCGGCAUUGACGGGAUCUAUAGGUGUCUUCAUAAUUAGUCUCAUGAUGCCGCUGAUACCUAAAUACACAGGCAGUGUGGUGAAUGUCAGUCCCGUCAUUUGUUGUUCAGCCAUAUUUAUUGGCUGUAUACUGUUCGCUUCGUGUGCUCAAUAUGCCUGGCCGGCAAUUGUUUUCUGGAUUGUAGCUGGGCUCAUCAUGUUAAUACGUUGUGAUAAUAUUUGUUGUGAUUGUCUCAGUCAGGAUGGCAGUGGAUCGUUAAAUGAACAACUAUUACCCAAUGUCUCCGCGGCAUCAGCAUCUGGAACCGCAGGAACAACAACAACAAUACGUAUGCCAAGACCCCCAAAGGGUUUCAUUACAAUACCCACACACAUUAAUGCACCCAGAUGACAUUCAGAGUCCUCGGAGGGUGAAGAUUUAUUUAAUGAGGACUUUAAUAUUCGUGAUUUCGAGGAAGGCGAUGAGGAUGGUGAUCCUAAUGGAGAUUGGACUGAAUGA